CAAGUUCCUAUGCUCAAAUCAAGUAAUUUUAGAGAUGACUACAUGUCUAAGCACUACAACAAUGUUGCCAUUUCUGUGUUUCCUUCUCUUUUCCUUCUUAUGUUCAGCUUCAGCUCACACUCAUGAGGAUUUUCUACAAUGCCUUUCCCUUUAUUCUGAAGACUCCAAUUCCUUUUCCAAGCUCGUUCAUACCCCAAACAACUCUUCCUAUUUACAUGUCUUGCAGGGCUCUAUACAGAACUCCAGGUUUAAUACAACUGCAACCCCAAAACCUCUAGUUAUUGUCACACCAAUGAAUGUAUCACACAUUCAAGCAACCAUUUUCUGUUCCCAAAAACAUGGCAUGAAUGUUAGAAUUCGCAGCGGCGGCCAUGAUUAUGAGGGUCUUUCAUAUGUUUCCGUUCUCCCUUUUGUCAUCAUUGAUCUAAUCAAUCUUCGAGCAAUCAAUGUUGAUGUAGAAAACAGCACUGCUUGGGUUCAAGCUGGUGCAACUCUUGGCGAGCUUUACUAUAGCAUUGCUGAGAAAAGCGGAACUCUUGCCUUUCCUGCAGGUGCUUGUCCUACUAUUGGUGCUGGAGGGCACUUAAGUGGAGGUGGGUAUGGAGGGCUGAUGCGGAAAUAUGGCCUUGCUGCUGAUAACAUAAUUGAUGCUCAAUUAAUCGACGCUAAAGGUAGAAUUCUUGAUAGAGCAUCAAUGGGAGAAGAUUUGUUUUGGGCCAUUCGAGGCGGUGGAGGAAAUACUUUUGGAGUUGUUGUUGCAUGGAAAUUGAAGUUGGUUCCUGUUCCACACACAGUGACAAACUUCUCCGUCUUAAGAUCUUUGGAAGAAAAUGCAACCAAGUUAAUCCAUCGGUGGCAGUACGUUGCAAACAAGCUUCCCGAAGAUCUCUUCAUUACAGCAUAUAUAACCAAAAUUAAUUCUAGUGAGGAAGGAAUUUCAACAAUACAAGCUGAAUUCCCUUCUUUAUUUCUUGGUGGGGCUGAUAGGCUUCUUCCAUUGAUGCAAGAGAACUUCCCUGAGCUCGGCUUAGUGAAAGAUGAUUGCACCGAAAUGAGCUGGGUAGAAUUUGUCCUCUACAAUUCUGGAUAUUCUAGUAAUUCUUCCUUGGAUGUGUUGCUCAACAGGACUCCUCAAUACAUAACAAAUUUCAAAGCAAAAUCUGACUACGUCAAGAAACCUAUUCCUGAAAUUGCGUUCGAUGGGAUAUGGAAAAGGUUCCUUAAAGAAGGUAUCGAGACGCCUAGAUUGGUCCUAGUUCCAUAUGGAGGGAAAAUGGAUCAGAUUUCGGAAUCUAGCAUCCCAUUUGCGCAUAGAGCUGGUAAUUUAUACAAAAUUCAAUACUUGGUGCUUUGGAAUGAGCAAGGCAAGGAAGCAUCAAUGAGACAUAUAGCUUGGAUUAGAAGGCUUUACAGUUACACGACUCCUUAUGUUUCAAAAAAUCCUCGAGAAGCAUAUAUUAAUUACAGGGAUCUUGACAUUGGAAUGAAUAACCUGGCAGGCAACACAAGUUUUAAACAAGCAAGCAUCUGGGGCAGGAAAUAUUUCAAGAAUAACUUUGACAGGUUAAUACAAGUGAAGACUGCAGUUGAUCCUGAUAAUUUCUUUAGAAAUGAACAAAGCAUCCCACCACUCUCUUCUUCGUGAUCAUAGCGACCAGAUGAUUUUUUAUAUUUGAAAAUGAUUUGAUGCUGAUAAAGGUAUUUUCUUCUGUAUUAGAUAUUAAUAAAAGUUUGGUCAGUGAUCAUUUAUGGCCA
This is a messenger RNA of Populus euphratica (Euphrates poplar), 1755 nucleotides long. RefSeq names its product cannabidiolic acid synthase-like 1. NCBI's taxonomy places the organism in Eukaryota, Viridiplantae, Streptophyta, Magnoliopsida, Malpighiales, Salicaceae. Gene Ontology annotation, molecular function: oxidoreductase activity; FAD binding. Bases 35 to 1645 code for a protein of 536 amino acids. The record is from RefSeq and is a predicted model, not a curated record. The transcript has a single exon.